Cordyceps militaris CM01 is the source of this 1395-nucleotide messenger RNA. Its product is annotated as chromosome segregation protein. The transcript has 3 exons. Gene Ontology annotation, molecular function: protein binding; microtubule site clamp. Gene Ontology annotation, biological process: homologous chromosome segregation; attachment of mitotic spindle microtubules to kinetochore; meiotic sister chromatid segregation. Gene Ontology annotation, cellular component: nucleolus; monopolin complex; mitotic spindle. Lineage: Eukaryota; Fungi; Ascomycota; Sordariomycetes; Hypocreales; Cordycipitaceae. Bases 1 to 1395 code for a protein of 464 amino acids. The record is from RefSeq and is a predicted model, not a curated record.
AUGGCGACUCGGGUGCGCAAUGCGGGGCGCUUCGCGACACUCGUAGAUUCCGAUUCGGAUUCGGACCUCGGAGGCCUAGAAGUCUAUCCGCGCAAGAGACAGAGCUCGGUGGCUAGAGCAUCGAAUCGAAUCACAAAGCCUGCUUCAAAACUGGCAGGAUCCAUCGAAAGAAAAGCCCCGCGCCGAUCAUCACCGGGCCGACGAGCGUUGAUGGACAAGAGUAACAAUAUCAAUGCGCCACGUCCAUCACACAAAAGUAAAGACGAGAAGCCUGUUCGCCCACUCAGUGAUGAAUUGUCCGACGACGACAGUAUGUUGCAAUUGCAUAAGCCAAGGGAAAUUCGGAAAAAGCAGCGGCUCGAAGAAUCGCGACCUGUUAAGCAAAGUUUCGCGAUAACGAAGCGCUAUACAUCCUCAUCACCUAGGCGGGAAGCUCGCCGCAACCCGGUAGAAUUUGUGGCAGAGUUGGAGGAGGACUGUGUGAUGGACAUGGUGGACGUCAUUGAGCCAAAAGAGGAAGAGGAGGAGCUCCCAGUCCCAACGAGCCGACAAUCAACCGCGCCAGUCUCAUCCCAUGCGUGUCCGACGAGCAGAUCGCAAAAUACACAGGGAGAGAAUUCGUUGAUAGAGCUUCGGUUGCGCGAAAUGACGAAGAAAUACGAGAAUCUCGAAGGCCGCUAUGCUGAGCUUCGUGAGGUCGGCGUUAAGACCGCCGAGCGAAACUAUGAGAAUCUGCGCAAGCAGGCCGACGAAAAUGCGUCAACCGCAAACAAGCUCAUCGCCAAGCUCAAGGAAGAAGUAGCUGCCCAACGUCAAAUAGCGAGCGACGCGGAUUCGCUGCGUCUGCAGCUGCAGGAUAGCCAAAGCAACGUGCAAGAGCUCACCAAUAAAGCCAAGGAGCUAACUAGCUCUCUUGAUGAGGCCGAUCGCCAAAUCAAGGCCCUCAACGCCAAGCUUUCUGCAAGCCGGGCAGCUCCCGGUACUGCCAUUCCCAGCAGCGCAGUCAAGGGCAACGCGGCAAAAUCUUGGACAGGCCAAUCGGAAAUGGUCCAUGCUGCGCACGCGAAGGAAGACUUGUAUGCAGAUCUUACGGGUCUCAUUAUCCAGGGGGUGAAACAGAAUGGUAGUGAGGACAUAUUUGACUGCAUCCAAACCGGCCGUAACGGCACGCUUCACUUUAAGCUCGGCAUCCCUGGCAGCAGUUCCACAGUCAGCUAUGAGAAGUCCGAGGUCAGUUACAAGCCGCAAUUGCAGUCUGAUCGCGACGCCGACUUGAUUGCACGCCUACCGAGUUAUCUUUGCGCGGAAAUUGAGUUUGGGAGACCGCAGUUGGCCAAUUUUUACAGCAAGGUUGUCAAGGUAUCGAGGGAGAGGCAAUCGGAGUCAAGCGAGUAA